AGGGCACCUUGGGAGCCGGGAUGAGCAACCAUCAGGGGACGAGGGGCCGCGGAGCAGAAAAUCCCUCUCCGGAGAUGAAAAGGGACACCCCCCGGGCAUCCACUCGCAGCAUGUCCCGCCUUGAGCCUUCACCAGGGCAGAGCAUGGCCCCAGCCCUCCCACUGCUGCUGCUGCUCUGGGUCUUUGUCCCCACAGUGGUCCCCGAGGGGUUUGGCCUCGGAGAUGGCACAGAGGACCUCAAGGCUCUGCAGGUCUCCAUCCCACGCCACCCAGCCCUGGACGCUGUGCUGGCAGGCGACAUCACCAUCCCCUGCCUCAUCACCUACCUUGGCCCCCAGCCAACCGCUGGCAUGGGCGGCCGCCGGGCAGUGCUGGGAACCCCCCGGGUCAAGUGGACCUUCAUCUCUGAGGGCAGGGAGGUGGAGAUCCUGGUAGCUCGGGGGGACAGGGUGAAGGUGAGUGAGGACUAUCGGCUGCGCGCCUCCCUGCCCAUCUUUCACCAGCGCUACACCAACGCCUCGCUGCUGCUCACCGAGCUGCGCCCCAACGACUCGGGGAUCUACCGCUGUGACGUGCAGCAUGGCAUCGAGGACGGCCACGACAUCCUCGAUGUCAAAGUCAAAGGGGUGGUGUUUCACUACCGGGAGGGCUCCAUGCGCUAUGCCUACACCUUUGCCGAGGCGCAGGAAGCUUGUGCCCGGAUCGGCGCCAGCAUCGCCACCCCCGAGCAGCUCUACGCCGCCUACCUGGGGGGCUACGAGCAGUGCGACGCCGGCUGGAUCGCCGACCAGACCGUCAGGUACCCCAUCCAGACUCCCCGUGAGGCCUGUUACGGGGACAUGAACGGCUUCCCCGGGGUGAGGAACUACGGAGUGGUGGAUCCGGAGGACAUGUACGAUGUGUACUGCUACGCUGAGGACCUCCCAGGUGCCUGUGGUGCCACCAGCCACCUCUUGCCCUCCUCUGCUUUUGCUCCCACACUAACCUGCCCCUGUAACUUAUUCUGGAGCAGAGCUCUCAUCUCUGUGCUCUGGGGGGAGGCCAAAACACCAGGUCUGGCCAGCUCUGGGCUGGGGCUGCUGAGCUGUUCACACCCAGUGCUGGGAGGGCAGAGCAGGAUGGCUUCAGGAACACUGAGGUGCACCCGAGACCUUCACCUGCCCCAGAGCUGGUGGCCUCAGGAGCCAGCUCAGAGACCUGGCUGCUGUGGGACACUGCAGGGUGAGGCUCUGGCACUGCUGGGCACUGAGGAGGUCCCCGAGCUCUGCGUGUGCCUUGCAGGUGGCUGUGUCCCCAACCCCUGCCUGAACGGAGGGACCUGCGUGGAGGACGGUGCCCACCUCACCUGCUUGUGCCUGCCUGGCUACGGAGGCAGCAGCUGUGAAAGACCACUGUGGAGGUGCAGCCCUGGCUGGGACAGCUUCCAGGGUGCCUGCUACAAGCACUUCUCCACUCGGAGGAGCUGGGAGGAUGCAGAGACCCAGUGCAGGCACUACGGGGGGCACCUGGCCACCAUCCUGACCCCCGAAGAGCAGGACUUCAUCAAUGACCAGUACAGGGAAUACCAGUGGAUCGGCCUGAACGACCGGACCAUCGAGGGGGAUUUCCAGUGGUCCGACGGGAGCCCCUUGCUCUACGAGAACUGGCACCCCGGGCAGCCCGACAGCUACUUCCUCUCCGGGGAGAACUGCGUGGUCAUCGUGUGGCACGAUGGGGGCCAGUGGAGCGAUGUGCCCUGCAACUAUCACCUGUCCUACACCUGCAAAAUGGGGCUGGUGCAGUGCGGGCCCCCCCCCGCCCUCAGCAACGCCCGUGCCUUUGGCAAACCAAAGCAGCGCUACGAGGUGGGCUCCAUCACACGGUACCAGUGCCGGCACGGCUUCGCCCCGCGCCGCUCGCCCGUCAUCCGCUGCCGCCAGGACGGCACGUGGGAGCCACCCCAGCUGGCCUGUCGCCCUGGCCUGGCUCAGCCCCCCAACAACUGAGUGAGUCCCUGGGGCAGCAGCCACCGCCUCCCCAAGCCCUGGAGCCGCUGUGGAUGGGGACGGCACUGGGACCCCGGCGCAGACCCCGACGUGGAGUGAAACCUCACUGUCGGGUGUCUGCCCCCUUGUUUGUUUUAUAUCUGUACAAAGAAAUCCUAAUAAUUAAAGACCCCCUUGAAAGGAACCGACGGUGACCCAAAAUGCGGCACAACAGGAGUUUUGUUCCCGGAGUCACAACAGAAUUGAAAGCUGGGGAGACAUCAUGGGCAGGGGAUGGCAGUGACGUGCCAGCAUCACCUCCAGCCAUUUCCUCCCACCUCUACCCGAAGGGUCCUCAUCCUGUGACUCCCUGGUGGGGAUUGACAUGGGGACAUCCAAGCUCUGCUGCAGCUCAGUACCCAUCCUGAGCUGUGGAGGGGCUUCUGCACUUCCCUGGAAAGGCAGAAGCUGCUGUGGCAGGCUUGGAGUGGGUGCAUGGUGCCAACACCCUUCUCUGUGCUUCUGUGGGUAUUAAAACCAUUAAAACCAGUAAACAGGUA
Molecule: messenger RNA, 2524 nt
Organism: Cyanistes caeruleus (blue tit)
Lineage: Eukaryota; Metazoa; Chordata; Aves; Passeriformes; Paridae
Source: RefSeq, a predicted model, not a curated record